This is a messenger RNA of Wyeomyia smithii (pitcher-plant mosquito), 1744 nucleotides long. It is a transcript of the gene Ppat-Dpck, whose product is annotated as bifunctional coenzyme A synthase. The coding region runs from base 74 to 1597 and encodes 507 amino acids. The transcript has 2 exons. Gene Ontology annotation, biological process: coenzyme A biosynthetic process. Gene Ontology annotation, molecular function: ATP binding; dephospho-CoA kinase activity. Lineage: Eukaryota; Metazoa; Arthropoda; Insecta; Diptera; Culicidae. The record is from RefSeq and is a predicted model, not a curated record.
AUCCACUGUAUGAAUACGCGAUGUGUUUCGGUUGUGAAAGUAGUGCUCCUUGCGUGUAAAUAUUCUCGAUAAAAUGUCCACGAAAACUGGCCUCCUUACGGCAGUGCAUCAUGCUAACUUUCCCGGCACGUUGGCAGCAGCCCGCAAGUACGCUCUUGGAACGUUGUACGUGCAGUUACAUCCUCGCUUCACGGACGUAAACAGAGCCACCGCUUUUGGCAAGCUGAUUGCCAAUGUUUACCAAAGUUCACCGCGAGUGCUCGGUGCAGGGGUGGAUUUAAGAUUUCUCGUUAGCCCACUAAAGUCGAAAGAUUUCGUUCCGCUGAAGCGAAAAAUUGACUAUCUUUUCUUCGACUAUCCAAUCGCUUCGGUUGAACACACGGAAAAUAUUUUGAGGUUUUAUGGCGAUUCUAAAGUCGUUGAACUGGGAAGCAAAGCAUUUUCAAUCGAUGCAACUGGUUUAUGCGAACCAACGAAAACAUUCAAAAAUGUGGUGCUAGGGGGUACCUUUGACCGACUGCAUGCUGGUCAUAAAGUUUUACUAACGCAAGCCGUGUUGUUGGCCGAGGAACGGUUAGUAGUGGGCGUUACUGAUGAUAACAUGAUUAAAAGUAAAAAACUGUGGGAGCUAAUUUUACCAGUAGAACAACGAAUAAAAGAAGUUCGUCAUUUUCUAGAGGAUAUUGAUUCAACGCUAAGAUAUGAGGUAGUACCCAUUAGUGAUCCGUUCGGUCCAACGGCUAAUGACCCAAAUAUGGACAUGAUCGUGGUCAGUAGUGAAACUGCUCGCGGUGGUGCUAAAGUAAAUGAACUGCGUAACAGUAAAGGGCUGAAUCAACUACAAACCCAUACAAUCGAAUUGCUUGACGAUGAGUCGACAAUCGAUGAUAAAGAAGACAAAAUUAGCUCUAGCAAUCAACGAAUGGACCUGCUCGGUGCUCGUUUGAGACCACGUGAACCUAAGCCACACCUAAGUACUAACCCAUACAUAAUCGGUUUAGUUGGAGGAGUGGCAUCCGGUAAGAGUAAAAUGGCGGAAAGAUUUCAAAAACUCGGAGCCGGAGUGAUUGAUUGCGACAAGAUUGCUCAUGAAUUGUAUGAACCAGGAGAAAGUUGCUACCAAGCAGUGGUCAAUAAUUUUGGUAUCGGAAUUCUAAACGAAGAUAAAACGAUCAACCGUAAAUCAUUGGGUGCAAUUGUUUUCUCGGAUCCGGAUAAACUGAACUUGCUCAAUACCAUCCUGUGGGACGCGAUCUUAGCAAGAGCAAAGGAACGAAUUGCGGAGAUGUGUGAUAAAGAAAACAAACAGGUUAUUAUAAUGGAAGCUGCCCUUCUACUUCGUGCUGGUUGGCAAGCAGCUUGUCAUGAAGUGUGGUCUUGUUUUAUUCCAAGGGAGGAAGCCAUUAAACGGUUAACCGAAAGAAACGGGCUCAGUGAAGAGGAGGCUUCGAAGAGGGUCAACGCACAAAUGAGUAAUGUAGAACUGGUAAAACAUUCCGAUAUUGUGUUCUGCACCGCUUGGAGCUACGAUUACUCACAACAGCAGGCGGAAAAAGCAUGGUCUACGUUAAUGGAUGAGUUGAAACAAAAAUUGUAAUCGUUGAUUAAUUUUGUUCGUUGUUAAUGGGUGUUUUGGGUGAAUGCUUAAUAGUAAGCUGUUUUUAUUCAAUAAAGUGAUUAUAAUUUAGGUAAAACUCUACUUAAAUUUGUUAAUUGAACAGUUGGUUUUAAACUAAAAUGCAAG